AUGUUCUGGCCCAUUGGGAGCCCCAGAGUCUACGCCACCAGCCAGCGCCAACUGCCUCCAGAGCGUCGCAUAAUCUCCGACGACGGCCUCAACCACGAAGCAUCGCCCGCGGCCGUCAACGGGAAUCAUCACGAGCCCCAUCACGCCCGCGCCGCACAGCAGAAGCCCCACCAUGACAGCGCUGAGCACGAUGCCACGGUGACGCAAGGGCCGAACGGCUCCGCGCCGCACACGUCGACCGCAACCAACGGCAGCCUGCAAGGGACCGACACAGAGACAGACAUCGACGGCGACAUCAUCGCCCUGCGCGUCGCUCGCAGCGGCCAGUUGUUUGCCACCAUCACACACUCGACACUGACCAUCUGGCAGACAAAGCCCACAGCAGUACUUGCCUCUGUCCUGCGCUCGCCCGCCUCCCUCAAAACCUACGGUCCAAACGUAUCGCUCCUGCUACGCCCCGACUCCGCCAUAUUCGUCGUGCAGACAGCCCUGGGCUACCUCAUCACCUACUCGCUCGCCAGCGACCCCAACUCCCGCGUCUACCGCCAGCAGUUCGACCCCAACGCACAUGGCCAUUCGCGCCGGCAAAGCAUUUCCGGCAGCAGGAUCCAUGUUACCGGAGACAAGUUCGCUGGUCCGGGCGAGGGUGGCGGCAUUCAGGAUGUCAGUGUCCGCUUCCGCAUGGUCAUAAGAGUCGACGCCGGCAUUGCGAAAGCCCUCGCACUGGACGAGGAACUGGUUGUGGCGACGGCGAAGCCCGCCGCCAUUCAGUGCAUUCGGUGGGCACCCGACAGCCAUGGGAACCAGACCAGCACCGAGUUGCUCAGCAAGAUGUCCUGGCUCAGCAGGAAAACGACCGUGGUUGACAUAGUGAACGAUCGGCCCAUGAAUCUGUAUGCUUGGGUCAUGAGCGACGGCAAGGCCUAUGCUGUCCAGAGGCUCCCCUCAAGUUCCGCCGACGCCCAAGCAUCUAAGGCUUUGUUCAAAGGUUACUGCUUCCACGAGCCAGGGACAGAGGAUACCCACGCCGUCAAGGCCGCAAUCAAUGCUCGCUUCUCCCUGGUUGCACUGGGCUGUGCAAAUGGAGAGAUACACGUGUACACAGCCAGGGACUACGACGGUCACGUUCCAUUGUCGCACAAAUUGCAGACUGGCUUGACCUCGGCCUCAUCGGGAAAACUGACUUUCCUGACGUACUCUCCAGAUGGAUAUUGUCUUUUUGCCGGUUACGAAAAGGGGUGGAUGAUGUGGAGUGUCUACGGCAAGCCAGGCGCAAGCAGCUUCACUUCGACGCGCUUCAUGUCUGAAAACAACGAUGAGAGAUGGCUCCUUAGCGCUCGCGACGGAUUCUGGAUUGGCGGCGGUUCUGAAAUCCUCCUUCUUGGGAAGAAUGACAACCGGCUGUGGCUCCUAGAGAUGGCACGGAGUGCUGUUGCCGGCUGCUUCUCCUCUGCGAACGUGUCCAGGUCUCUCCUCCAGACGAAUGCAGGCUUCAUGAUUUACCGCGGCUACGACAUGCCAGACUUGACGGCCAUUUCCGCGGAAGUCUCGCUUUGGCAUCACGUCCAAAUCCCUGCCCCGUAUCUCAUCGAUCAAUGGCCCAUACGUAGCGCAGUGAUCUCGUCUGACGGGCGUUACGUGGCGGUGGCGGGCCGCCGCGGGCUUGCGCACUACAGCGUCACUAGCGGAAGAUGGAAAACGUUUGAUGAUCCUGAAAUGGAGAACGAAUUCACAGUCCGGGGCGGCAUGUGUUGGCACCAGCAUGUGUUGAUCGCAGCCGUCGAGGCGGACAGCUCAUAUGAGCUCCGCAUCUAUUCGCGCGAGAAAGAAUUGGAUAACAGCAAACUGAUGCACAAGGAGCGGCUCCCUGCUCCCAUUGUUCUAGUUGCACCGUCGGGGGAUGAUUCCCUAUUGGUUUACACAUACGAAAACAUCCUCUACCACUUCAUCAUCAACGUUGCCAAUUCCUCGGUCAGAAUCAUGCAAGUUGGACAGAUUGCCCUUCAUGGCAUCAUCCGGGCGCCUCCACGAGUACGAGCACUAAGUUGGAUCUUGCCGGAAGAUCAGCUCGAUCACGGCGAUCCCUCACAGGAUGUUGCAGUCGCCACCAUCCUGUUCCUGGUGGACGGCAAGCUUGUUCUUUUGCAGCCAACAACCACGGAGGAAGGGAUGUUGAAAUACGAAAUGCGCAUCAUAGCACAGAAUGUGGAGUAUUACGCGCUGAUGCGGGACCAUCCGUCGUUCAAGAUUGCGGAUGACGAAGACUACCUGCCACCUAGUCCCUCGGCUGCUCUGCCGAACAACAGCCUCCAGGGCCACGACCUGCGUGAUUCCUUGUGGUACUUUGACGGGCAAGACAUGAAACUCUGGACGGAUGCGCAGGACGUUUUGGUGUCGGCGUCGAUGGAGCUUGGCAGGGAGCUUCCGGCGACAGUCAGCAUACCUGUCGACUUCUACCCUUUGUCGCCGUUGUUGAACAAGGGCAUCCUCUUCGGCGUGGAGUCAGACUUGGUGCAAAGACGCGACAUCAGCUUUGCCUACUUCCGCUUUGCUACAAGGACUCACCUCUUCCUCCCGCCGCUGCUUCGUCAUCACUUGGCGCAGUACAACUCCCCCGCAGCGUUGCAUCUGUCACACCAUUACCAGCAUCUCCUGUACUUCCCGCAUGCACUGGAGAUCCUGCUGCAUGACGUGUUGGACGACGAGGUGGACACGUCCCCACCGCCGGAGCAAGCGCUUCUGCCGAGUGUGCUGUCGUUCCUCUCGUCGUUCCCGCAGUAUCUCGACAUUGUGGUGCAGUGCACGCGCAAGACGGAAGUGCGGUCGUGGCGCACGUUGUUCGCGCACCUGCCUCCGCCUCAAGAGCUGUUCGAACAGUCGCUGCAGCGCGGGUCGUUGAAGACGGCGGGCGGCUAUCUGCUCGUGCUGCACACGUUCGAGGAGCUCAGCUCGAGCUCGCACCAGUUGAUACGGCUGCUCCAGCGAGCCAAGCUCGAGCAGGACUGGGACAUCUGCAAGGAGCUCGCACGGUUCCUCAUGGCGCUGGACGAGACGGGAGAGACGCUGAGGGAAGCGCUGGAGAUGGCAGAGCUCAAGUCGCCGACGGAAGGCGGCAGCAAGCAGCCGGCGGCGGGCAGCUUCAUGUUUGAAGAGUCGCGGCUCACGAUCCCGCGCCGCAACAGCGGGAGGAACGGAGACAGCAGCGGGGUCGGGGAUAUCGGCAUCGGUAUAGGCGGGAUCGACCUCGCUGCGGGAUCCAGCAGCAGCAUGGGCAGCCACAGUCCCGCGAGCGCGGUAACGAAUGGCGACGGCAGGGCAUCGAGUAGCGCAGCAGCGACCCACGAAGCCGGGGCGUCGACGGGCAGUAAUGACGACUACUUCGCGUCAGGGUUCGGCUAA
This is a messenger RNA of Diplodia corticola, 3399 nucleotides long. RefSeq lists its product as uncharacterized. The transcript is spliced from 5 exons. Gene Ontology annotation, molecular function: protein binding. Bases 1 to 3399 code for a protein of 1132 amino acids. Lineage: Eukaryota; Fungi; Ascomycota; Dothideomycetes; Botryosphaeriales; Botryosphaeriaceae. Gene Ontology annotation, biological process: retrograde transport, endosome to Golgi; intracellular protein transport. The record is from RefSeq and is a predicted model, not a curated record. Gene Ontology annotation, cellular component: cytosol; Ric1-Rgp1 guanyl-nucleotide exchange factor complex; Golgi membrane.